Entrophospora sp. SA101 is the source of this 714-nucleotide messenger RNA. The record is from the annotation of a GenBank genome assembly. Lineage: Eukaryota; Fungi; Glomeromycota; Glomeromycetes; Entrophosporales; Entrophosporaceae.
AUGAAUAGUGUUGAGAGUAAACUUGAUAAAGCUUUUGUAAUUCAAGGAAACGAUAAUGGAAAUAAUUAUCAAGAUGUUUACAUAGACCCAAUAACAGGGUUUACAUUUACCACAACCACAUCAUCUACAACCACAGAUUUUACAGGUUCAAUCCUAAAAUCAAAAAUCGACAGAAGAAGCAUUUCAUUGCAAUCCAGCGAAAGUGAUCAAAUUAAUUUAGAUUUAAAAAAUGAUAUUAAUGGUAAUAGUGAAAAUAUAUUAGAAAGAGACAUUGAAGAGAAUGUUACUACGGAGGCAAAUUUUAGUGAAAAAUCUAUAUCAUCAUCAGUUAAUGAUCUUCAACAUUUGGUUGAACAACGUGAACGUCAAUUAAUGAGUGCAAUUGAACAAAAUGCCAUGCUAAAUGAUUCAUUGGAACAAUUAAAAUUACAAUUAAAAGACUUGGAAGAACUUAAAGCUGCAGAAUCAAAGAUUUCACAAGAAAGAAUUGAUCGACUAGAAAAUCAAUUACAAAAAUCUAAUUUAGAGUUGAAUACAGUGAGACAAAAAAUUUCUAAUUCAGAGGACUCUUCAUCAACACAAGAUUUACUUGAAUAUCAACGUAAUCUUUUAUCAGAAAAAGAAGACCAAAUUACUGGACUUUUAGCUGAAGUUAUGUUUCAACUUAAAAAUAAAUUUCUUGGUAUUGAUGCAAGUGUAACAUUAUGUAAUUAA